UCAACUCCAAAAACCACGACAGGGAAGUGGAUCAAUGGGAUGAGUUUCCGCGACUAACUCGUCCAAACAGACACUCUACCAUGGCAACAGCGCAAAUUUGUGUCCUGCUCGUUGUCCUCUCCACAACUUUAGCCGAAGACGUUAAAUUAAAAUAUAAAUCCGUUAGCAAACCUGUCCGACUGUUCACUGAGGAGGAACUGCAGAGAUACGACGGCAGGGAGGAGGGACAACCUAUUUACAUGGCAGUAAAAGGAGUGGUGUUUGAUGUCACCAAGGGCAAAGAGUUUUAUGGAAAAGAUGCACCCUACAAUGCCCUGGUUGGUAAGGACUCCACCCGGGCUGUGGCUAAGAUGUCCCUGGACCCAGCUGACCUGACAUCAGAUAUUACAGGCCUCACAGAGGAGCAGCUGGAGUCUCUGGACAGCGUGUUUGAAGGCACCUACAAAGCCAAAUAUCCCAUUGUGGGUUACACAGCGUCCCGUAUCCUGACAGCCGACGGGAGUCCAAACAAAGAUUUCAAACCAGAAGACCAGCCUCAUUUUCAAAUCAAAGAUGAGUUUUAAUCUCAUUUGGCUGUAUUGUUCAAAAUGAGCUACUUUUGGGGUAUUUAGACCAGAAUGAGAGGCUAAAAUACUCAAACUGCUGUUUACAUGAUCUUUUUUAACUGUGAGAGCUCUAAUCUAAACAAUUACGGUGAAGACAUUUCAACACUUUGUGUGUGUAUUUAGUAAUUCAUCAUGCCAUGAUAGGAAUAACUGUUUAGUGGUGAUUGACAAAGAUUAAAUGGAUCCAGAGAUGUUUAAAGACACAACUAUGCUAUCUGAUUAACUUCAAAUAUUUUAGCUUUUCCUCCUAACUUUCUGCCUCAUUGCAAUAUCCAAAGGCUGCUAAUUUUUAUUUAAACAGCACACAAAGAUGUCUACUCUUCCAUCUAAGAAAAACUAAAUCUCAGUGUUUGCAUCAAACUUCUGCAAGUUGCAUAAAGUCAAAUAAAGACAUUAUCUGCAAAUGAUUAAUGCCACAGAUUUUAAUAGUGUUUUGGUUACUUUUUAAACAAACCUUGAUCUUCUUCAAGGUCUAAACUAAUGCCACAUGAAGUUUUUCAUGUACCCAUGGCAUGGAAAUCUACAGUAUCUAGUCUAGUGGUUCUUAACUGGUCUAGAGUCAGGACCCACUACCUCCUUAUUGAUGAACAUUACCCAAAUUUAUUACAAAUUAUUACAAAACAUCAGUCCAUAAAAGGAUUUAUAUUAUAGACUUGUUGACCUUCUGGAAAAUGAUGCUCAUUUAUGCACUCAGUAAUUGAUUGGAGCUUGUUUUGUACAUUUAACUGCAUCUGCUGUUUGUGAUGUGUCAUGGAGCCAUCAGUCUGUGGCAGUGCUGGGAUGUUUCUCUGAUAACAGCCUUCAGCUCGUCUGGAUUGUUGAGUUUGGUGCCUCUCAUCUUCCUCUUGACAUUUCUCCAGAGAUUCUCUGCGAGGUUUAGGUCAGACCAGUUGUCUGGCCAAUCAAACACGGUAAUACCACGGCCAACAAAACAGUUUCUGGUAGUUCUGGCUUCACUGUAGGCAGCUGAUGGAAGCAUGAAGGCCUCUAAAAUCUCCUGGUAGAUGGCUGACAGCAUUGACUCUGGACUUGAAAAAGACCAGUGGACCAAAAGCAGCAGAUGACAUGGCACCCUCAAACCAUCACUGACUGUGAAGACUGACACACUGGACUAUAAACACCUUGGAUUCUUCACCCCUCUGAUCCUCCUCCAGACUCUGGGACUUUGAUUUCCAAAUUAAAUAAAAAAUUUACAUCCAUCUAAGAAUCAGGACUUAGGACUUCUGAGCAACGGCCCAGUUCCUUUUCUCCUAUGACAUACGUGGUUCAGGAUUGGCUUGACACUAGGAACACAACACUUGUAGUCCAUUUCCUGGACUCAUCUCUGUGGUGGCUCUUGAUCUACUGAGUCCAGCCUCAGUCCACUCAUCUGAAAGCUGAGCCCAUCCUUGUUCCUUGUGUUUAUUUUCUUGACACGUUUUCUCUUCCAGUCACCUUUCGAUGAAUCUCCUCUGACACAGCCUCUGAGAACAGCCUGCCCUUUCAGCAGUGACCUUCUGUGACUUACCCUCCUCAUGGAGGGUAAGUCACAGAAUGUCAGCAGUCUUCCUCAUGAUUGUGGUUGUGUGUACUGAACCAGAGUGAGAGACUAAAGGCUCAGAAAACCAUUGCAGAUUAGAUUUUUCCACAACAUUCUAUUAUUUUCAGAUGAAGGACUUGUGAUUUUUAUGAGCUGUAAGCAAAAAACGUCAAGAUUAAAACAAAAAAGUCUUGAUAUAUUUUGCUUUGUGUGUGAUGAACCUAAAAUAUAUAGAAGAUAAACUUUCUGGAAAAAAUGAACUUUGCCACGGUAGAUGCACCUGCAUAUUAUGUUCGCUCACUCUGGUACUGUGACAACUCUACGUUAGUGUUUGUAAAAUUCUCUGAAUCUGAAGUUUUGUGAAUGUUUAAGCAACCAAACUUUAUACUUUUGUUUUCUACCUUGUUUUGUUUUUGUACAGUUAUCAAUAAAGUUAUAGACAUAAAACUU
Messenger RNA from Cheilinus undulatus (humphead wrasse), 2574 nucleotides. RefSeq names its product neudesin neurotrophic factor (gene nenf). The coding region runs from base 81 to 563 and encodes 160 amino acids. The record is from RefSeq and is a predicted model, not a curated record. Gene Ontology annotation, cellular component: membrane; endomembrane system. The transcript is spliced from 4 exons. Lineage: Eukaryota; Metazoa; Chordata; Actinopteri; Labriformes; Labridae.